AUUGAGAGGUUGGUGAGUGUUAUAACCUUUCCCGUUGUUUACACCCUUCACCUCCCGUCACUGUACCAACCAACCAUCAAUAUAUAACCAUAAAGGGUGAGGGAGUCCUGCUCCCACUCGUAUAGCCUCCUGUAGUGGCGGAAAAGUGUAAUAGACGCAUCCUGUUUACUGCACGUGAGGCUGAGGGAUUGUUUACCUCUGGCGGCGACCACGUGUGUUAAGAUUUCAGGCUCAAGAAGGUACUCACUGAAGCCGGAUUUCCGCGUGCAGUACCGCAGCCUGGAGUAGCAAGACAAGAUGGUGCGGAUGAACGCGCUGGCAGACGCUCUGCGGAGCAUCAAUAAUGCCGAGAAGAGGGGCAAGCGUCAGGUUCUGAUCCGGCCGUGCUCCAAGGUGGUGGUGAAAUUCUUGUCUGUCAUGAUGAAGCAUGGCUACAUUGGAGAGUUUGAAAUUGUGGAUGACCACCGCGCAGGCAAGAUUGUGGUCAACCUCACAGGGCGGCUCAUCAAGUGUGGUGUCAUCUCGCCUCGUUUUGAUGUCAAGAUCAACGCUAUUGAGAAGUGGACCACUAAUCUCCUCCCCUCUAGGCAGUUUGGGUACAUUGUGCUGACCACCUCUGGCGGAAUCAUGGACCACGAGGAGGCCAAGAGGAAACACCUUGGAGGGAAGAUUCUUGGAUUCUUCUUCUAAAUAAAGUUAGGCAGUA
Molecule: messenger RNA, 706 nt
Organism: Scylla paramamosain (green mud crab)
Lineage: Eukaryota; Metazoa; Arthropoda; Malacostraca; Decapoda; Portunidae
Product: small ribosomal subunit protein uS8A
Exons: 4
Coding region: 298-690 (130 amino acids)
Biological process (GO): translation
Cellular component (GO): ribosome; cytosolic small ribosomal subunit
Molecular function (GO): structural constituent of ribosome
Source: RefSeq, a predicted model, not a curated record